CCCAAAUAUAAUCUCUAACGCCUUGUUCCGUAAUUAAAUGAUCUCAACUAUCUCUCAUUGAUUAAUUAUUAAAUAUAUAAAAGAUCGGUUCCUUUGCUCUCCACUACUAGUGAGAUCGAUUCCUGAAGAAAAAAAAAAGAAGGAUGGGGAGAUUGUUCUUGGUGGAACUGGAAGGCAAGUCCUACUGUUGUCGUCACUGCAAAACUGACAUCGCACUCUGCGAUGAUGUCGUCUCUAAGUCUUUUCAAUCACGCCAUGGGAAAGCUUACCUCUUCAGUAAGGUAGCGAAUGUGUAUGCUGGGAAGAAGGAAGAUAGGAUGAUGAUGACUGGAAUGCACACUGUGGUUGAUAUCUACUGCGUCAAAUGCGGCUCUUAUGUUGGAUGGAGAUAUGAGUUUGCUUUUGAGAAGAGCCAAAAGUACAAGGAAGGCAAAUCUGUUCUCGAAAGGUACAAGGUUUGGGGUCCGGAUGGGAACAAUUACUGGGUGGCUCAAGAAGUUGAAGCUGGAGAUAGUGAUACUGAUGAUUGAUUGAUGAUAUAAGAAGCUUCAUCUCAAAUAACUCAUUAUCUGAUUUGUACAUUCUCUCUUCCUCUUUCAUCUCUUCUAUCAUUCUUUUCAAUCUCUUUUUUCUGAACCAUCCAUCUUCCAUUAGUACACCUUCAAAGAUCAAAUGUUUGUGUUGCAACCACUUGUAGAACACAUACAUUAUCUUAUUUAUCAAAGCUUUAACUUCGUUUCCAAA
This is a messenger RNA of Brassica rapa (field mustard), 744 nucleotides long. RefSeq names its product protein yippee-like At3g11230. The record is from RefSeq and is a predicted model, not a curated record. Lineage: Eukaryota; Viridiplantae; Streptophyta; Magnoliopsida; Brassicales; Brassicaceae.